Penicillium verhagenii is the source of this 282-nucleotide messenger RNA. RefSeq lists its product as uncharacterized. The coding region runs from base 1 to 282 and encodes 93 amino acids. The record is from RefSeq and is a predicted model, not a curated record. NCBI's taxonomy places the organism in Eukaryota, Fungi, Ascomycota, Eurotiomycetes, Eurotiales, Aspergillaceae. The transcript has 2 exons.
AUGGCAGAGACAGUCACAGCGGAAACGUUGCGCAGCCACUGGACAAAUCUCACUAUCAAGUCCGAAGCUUUUGACAAAUGCUAUAAGCACCCAGUCAAUUAUCUUCUCAAGGAGAAUUAUGAGAGGGUGUUGUACUGUUUUGAAUGUGAAAGGAUCGAGUUCCAUGAUGAAAAGGGAAAGGUGAUCUGGUCUACAGUUGGAUCGGGCAUAAUGGAUCCUUUUCCGGUUGAUGUUCAGGUUUUCAUAGUCAAUGGCAAGAUUCGAUUAAAGGAUAAGAUUUGA